GCCGGAGAAGGGAGAUGCCUGUGAAACGCAGCUCGGGAGGUGUUUUAUUAUUGUGUUAGUCGUAGUGGGUUGUCUUGUCCCCUGUGUGCGCGGAGGACAAUAAGAGUGGACUUGCUGGCUGUGGAUUGGGUUGCAUUUUUUCAGGGCUGGAGGAAGGAGUGACAGAUGAUCCAAACCCCCUCGCUUCCCCUGCUUCCCCUCCUUCCCUCAGGGCUCCUGGGGAGCUCACUGGCUUCUCUCUGGGGGGUCCUUCUCUCUGGGGGGUCCUUCUCUCUGGGGGGUCCUCAUCCGGGAGGACUCGCCAGGCUGCCUUACAGAGCGGUAACCGUACGUGUUUGCCUGGAGUUCGGAAACGUUGGCUUUUAAUAAGAGAAUUUAACAAGAAGCAGAAAUAGGAUCUCAGUCCCCAUCAGCUGGGUCCUCCACCGCUCGGCAUGCUGGGAGAGGAAUUAUGGAAGUCGGCUGCAGGCAGUGCCGCUCAGAAAAGAAAGCCAUUCGAUUUGCUGUUGAACGGAGGCGACUUCCUUUUAAGCCGAGUUAAGGCCGAGGCACAAGCAUUUCGUGAGCGCGUGCGGGGCCCACGCGCUGUGAUCUCGUCGGCCUCGGUCUUCCCCAGGAAUGGACGGUGCCGGGCCGUGCGGACGGUGGAAUUUGCCCGAACACUUCAGCCGAGGCGAACCAGGCAAGCGGCCGUCAAAGGAAUGAGGCGGAGCCCUGGCCCGUGCGGCUCCGUUGGUGAAUACCACGCAGCAAUAGAAGAGCAGCAGCGCGGACGUGUCUCAAGACCAUGUGAGCGGGAGCGGCCAGACACCAGGGUCCACGCGGAGUGGAUUCACGCCUUCGAAGUUCCAGGACAGGCGGCGCCUUUCCUAGGUCGCAAGUGGUCACCCUCGGAGGGGAGGCACCUCUGGAGAUGCCAGUGGCCCAGGCGUGGUCUCGGGCAGGCGAGCAGGUGCGCACCCCAAGGAGUCUCCGUCCUUGCCCGGGGCACCGGCGGGCGCAGUGUGGUUCACUGCCUCACUGCCGCCUCCCAAAAGCCUUGCGGGGGAGAGUGAAUAAUGACUCCCCC
Molecule: messenger RNA, 1069 nt
Organism: Myotis brandtii (Brandt's bat)
Lineage: Eukaryota; Metazoa; Chordata; Mammalia; Chiroptera; Vespertilionidae
Exons: 2
Coding region: 435-1055 (206 amino acids)
Source: RefSeq, a predicted model, not a curated record